Molecule: messenger RNA, 609 nt
Organism: Impatiens glandulifera
Lineage: Eukaryota; Viridiplantae; Streptophyta; Magnoliopsida; Ericales; Balsaminaceae
Product: SKP1-like protein 1B
Exons: 1
Coding region: 1-609 (202 amino acids)
Biological process (GO): SCF-dependent proteasomal ubiquitin-dependent protein catabolic process
Cellular component (GO): cytoplasm; nucleus
Molecular function (GO): cullin family protein binding
Source: RefSeq, a predicted model, not a curated record
AUGGCAGUCGUACAAACAAAUUACAAACACUUUUCGCAGAUUGAAAACAGAAGGAAGCAAAAGAUGUCUAAUUUCUCCAACCCAAAAAUGGUAAAGCUGAGGAGCUCCGACGGCAUAUAUUUUCCGGUUUUGAAGCGCGUGGCCUUAAUGUCGAAGACUCUAAAGAAGAUUAUCGAACAGCCAAUGAGGGCGGACGACGUCAUUCCUCUUAAUAACAUUGAUGCGAAAAUCCUCUCUAUGGUGAUGAAGUACUGCGCUCGGCAUUCUUGUCCUCCUGACGCUGAACAACAAGAACAAGAAGAAGAAGAAGAAGACAAGUUGGAGAGUUUGGAUUUGGAAAUCUUAAAGUGUGAUGAUCAGAACUUGAAGGAUCUCCAUUUUGAAUUCAUGAAGAAUGAGAAGUUGAGGAGAUUCGAUUCUGAAUUCUUGAAGAACCUUGAUCGUGAGGAACUACUCAGUCUAGGAAUUGCCGCAAAGCAUCUGGAUGUUCAUGGGCUCUCUCUAAUUGUCUACAAGAAACACGCUGAAACACUCAAGGAUAUGCCCGCCGAGGAGAUUUCUCAAUAUUUCGGUAUGAAGACUACUCGCGAAGAUAUUGAUGACGAAUAA